Messenger RNA from Haliotis rubra (blacklip abalone), 535 nucleotides. RefSeq lists its product as uncharacterized. The transcript has 3 exons. Lineage: Eukaryota; Metazoa; Mollusca; Gastropoda; Lepetellida; Haliotidae. The record is from RefSeq and is a predicted model, not a curated record. Bases 103 to 507 code for a protein of 134 amino acids.
CCUCCUACGUGUAGCUGUGAUUCUCUGAUUUAAUUGAAGCAUCGUUUGUACCAGCGUUAAACCAAACGCAGGCAUGUAUUCAUUAUAUUUCUGACACCAGGUAUGACGACGGCACAAACAACAACUCCCCGUCCUGACACCAACGUCACGUGUGAGGCGAACGUCGAUGAAAACGGCAACGAGGUCGAGUACUCCGUCAAGUGUGUGACGGUAAAGGAGGAUGUACGCGAUGCUGUGGUCGUCAUUACAAGGACGACAACCAAAGGCGUCGCCCGCCUCGACUACAGCGUUAACCCCAAAAGGGCCGCGAAUUUCCCCACAAUACAGAAACUGAAGGGUCGCGUGUUCUUUAAAGAUGGCGAGAUGACGGCGACCAUUAAAGUACCAGUCAAAAACAACAACAUGAAGGCACGGGUUGAUGAGGUUCACAUUGUUGAAAUCAGCAAGCCGACAACAGGAAAGGUAAAGAAGGGGAAGGCUGAGAUUGUCGUGCUGGAUGAUGACUGAGCUUUCAUCCAAUAAAUCAAUGCCACUU